This is a messenger RNA of Prorocentrum cordatum, 344 nucleotides long. NCBI's taxonomy places the organism in Eukaryota, Dinophyceae, Prorocentrales, Prorocentraceae. The record is from the annotation of a GenBank genome assembly.
AUGGCGCUCAACCAGAUGGGCGCGGGCCGCGACGCCCCGCCGCGCUGCGCGGGGGCGGGGCCCAACCUGAUGCAGCAGCUGUGUUUGGAGUUCCUCGCCGAGGGCUGCGCGGCCGGCGCGGGCUACUCUGGCGGCGAGCCCGCCACGGUGGCUCCCUUCGCGCGCGAUCUCGUGUCCUUGCCGGCGGUGAGCGGCGCGCCCGUGCCCCUGUGCCGGCUGCUGGGUCGCGACGGUCCUGAUCUCGCGCGGAGGCCCUACCUGGACCCGGCGCCGCGGCAGCCCGCGGCGCACCUGGCCUUCGUCGAGAGGAUGAGGGACGGGGGCAUGCUGGAGUUCAGGGCGUG